This is a messenger RNA of Budorcas taxicolor (takin), 2702 nucleotides long. RefSeq names its product SPT2 chromatin protein domain containing 1 (gene SPTY2D1). NCBI's taxonomy places the organism in Eukaryota, Metazoa, Chordata, Mammalia, Artiodactyla, Bovidae. Gene Ontology annotation, cellular component: nucleolus. The coding region runs from base 18 to 2069 and encodes 683 amino acids. Gene Ontology annotation, molecular function: DNA binding; histone binding. Gene Ontology annotation, biological process: nucleosome assembly; regulation of DNA-templated transcription. The transcript has 6 exons. The record is from RefSeq and is a predicted model, not a curated record.
CCUCCUCCUCGACCAGAAUGGACUUUAGGGAAAUUCUCCUGAUAGCUUCCAAAGCGCAGGGUGUCAACAACGUGCCGAAAAGAUACAGUUUGGCAGUGGGACCUCCCAAAAAAGACCCAAAAGUUAAGGGUGUCCAGUCAGCAGCUGUCCAGGCUUUUCUCAGAAGGAAAGAAGAGGAGCUCAGACGAAAAGCCUUAGAAGAGAAGAGGAGAAAAGAAGAACUAGUGAAAAAGCGAAUUGAGCUAAAACAUGACAAGAAAGCAAGAGCUAUGGCCAAAAGGACAAAGGAUAAUUUCCACGGUUACAAUGGGAUUCCUGUUGAGGAAAAGUCAAAGAAGAGGCAAGCAAUGCAAAGUCACACUAGCCAGGGAGCAGACCAAGAGUACGAGAUGGAAGAAGAGGAUGAAUUCUUAGAAUACAAUCAAGCAGAGUCAGAGCAGGAGUACGAGGAAGAACAAGAACCUCCCAAAGUUGAAAGCAAACCAAAGGUCCCCCUUAAAAGUGCCCCACCAGUCAUGAACUUCAGUGAUCUACUCAGGCUGGCUGAGAAGAAGCAGUACGAGCCGGUGGAGAUAAAGGUCGUGAAGAAGACGGAAGAGCGGCCUAUGACUGCAGAAGAACUUAGGGAGCGAGAAUUCCUUGAACGAAAGCGGAGGAAAAGGACACCUGAGACAGAUGCAAGACUGCCGCCAACCAGAAGAGCACCCUCUCAGAAAGAAGGUGUGGGCACAAAGCUUAGCAGAGGCUCUGGAGACACGCAUCCUCCUUGCAAGGGUACUCUUCCUCAUCCUGAGAAGAAACCCAGACCCAGCCCAGCUGAUGAGAAACGCUUGCAUUUGUCUUCGUCCAAAUCCGUGCCAGGGGAGAGGACCAAAGUAGCCCCUGGCAGUUGCUCCCAACCCUCGCUUCAUGAGGGCCGUGAUAGACCUGUUUUUAAUGGGGCUGGAAAGCCCCACCCCAGCACCUAUUCACCAAGUGUCCCAAAGACUUCUGCUAAAGGGCCUCAGAAAUCUGCUACCGAGCACAAAGCCAAAAAAUCUCCUUCCCAUCCUAGCCAUUCCAGGCCUGGACCCAUGGCCACCCCACACAAUAAGGCCAAGAGUCCAGGUGUCAGGCCGCCAGGCAGCAGCUCCAGCCCAGCCCCUGGGCGGCCUAGCACAGGGACUGCCCGGCCCACGGUUAGUUCUGGCCCUGUGCCCAAGCGCCAGAAUGGCAGCUCCAACUCAGGACCCGAGCGAUCAGUCAGUGGGAACAGGAAGCCAGCCAGUGACUUCAGUCCCCCAGGACGGACAGUCAGUGGUACAAGUGGCCUUGGUCGACCUGCAGGUGGCUCAGGCGGCCCUGGGCGACCUGUCGGUGGCUCCAGUGGUUCUGGGCGACCUGUGGGCAGCUCUGGGGGCCCUGGGCGGCCUGUAAGCAGUCCACAUGACCUCCGACGACCAGUGAGUGGCUCAGGCCCCCCUGGGCGGUUAAUCAGUGGCCCUGGCCGGUCAGUCAAUGGCCCAGCUCCAGCUGGACGACCUGUCAGCAGCUCAGGCCCCGGUAGACCAGUGAGCAGCUUGGGACCUGGGCGAACAGUUAAUAACUCAGGUGCCCCUCUGAAGCCCAAAUGCACUGUUGUCUCAGAAACAAUUUCUUCCAAGAAUAUAAUCAGCCGGCCCAGCAAUGGACAGAUGAAUGGAAUGAAGCCAUCCUUAUCUGGCUACAGAUCUGCCCAUGGUCCUCAAAGGCUUCCCUUUCCUAGUGGUUACAAAAGGCAGCGAGAAUAUGAAGAGGAGGAAGAUGAUGAAGAAGAAGAAUAUGACUCUGAAAUGGAAGACUUUAUUGAAGAUGAAGGAGAACCUCAGGAAGAAAUAUCCAAGCACAUUCGAGAAAUCUUUGGCUAUGACCGAAAGAAAUACAAAGAUGAAAGCGAUUAUGCCUUACGUUACAUGGAGAGUAGUUGGAAGGAGCAGCAGAAAGAAGAAGCGAAGAGCUUAAGAUUAGGUAUGCAAGAAGAUUUAGAGGAAAUGAGACGUGAAGAAGAAGAAAUGAGACGUCGAAAGGCCAAAAAGCUGAAGAAGCGUUAGCUGCUGCUUUUAUUUUUGUGAACUUCUGAAGACUGCUGCAAGGAAGUCCUGCCUUCAGACUGAAGAAGCCCCUUAUCAUUUUAGAAUUCUAGUUGGGUACUCAAGGAGAAGGAAUGCAUACUGUCAUCUAUCUGCAGGCUGUCGUUAGAGCAUAAAGUAUUUUCACAUACUUUGCAGGGUGAAAUCGUAAUGCAGAUGACAUAAUGCCCAGUGAGUGCUCUUACGAAGCUAACUAUUCACAGGAGCCAGCCUUGAUCCUCAUGAGCUAUGCACUCUCAUGUGGGGCCGCUCACAAUUCAGCCAAUCUUGUAUUAUUCCUUUGCUACUCUAAAAAGGAAAAUAAAGGAUUGCUCCUUUACUUCCAUAAUUCUGCUGAUGCGUGAGUACAGCGCUGCCUGGCUCCCAGUCAGAUUUGUCUUUUGAUGAGGAACCUGGCCCUUCCCGGAAUGCUGCCAGCAAUAAAGUGACCAGUCCUAAUCUCUAUGUUUGGAUUGAGAACUUGAAAAUGUAGAGUAGGUGUUAUAGUUAUAUGGAUGUCAUUUCUGUGACUUUGAAAGUAAAAAGUAGAAUAAAUUGUAUUCUGCGUUAUUCACGGAAUGGAUGCUGAGCAUUCUUAUUCACUAACUUAGGUGA